This is a messenger RNA of Cercocebus atys (sooty mangabey), 2622 nucleotides long. It is a transcript of the gene PATE3, whose product is annotated as prostate and testis expressed 3. The coding region runs from base 1238 to 1627 and encodes 129 amino acids. The transcript is spliced from 3 exons. The record is from RefSeq and is a predicted model, not a curated record. Lineage: Eukaryota; Metazoa; Chordata; Mammalia; Primates; Cercopithecidae.
UGCCCUAAUAACUUGGUAAGCCCAGGCUCCAAAGGCUCAGAAGUUUGUCUUCUUGAUAAGCCUGGGAAUGUUCUGAAAAAUGCUAUCCAGUGUUCAACACCCUCUUUUAAAAUAUGGCAGAGUAGAAAACUAGAUCCAAAGGCCUCACAACCUUACUCUCCAUUCUGGAAUCAAUUCUUUCAAAGGAACCAGUUCCCUCUUGUGUAAGUCUCUAAGACUUCUUGCUCUCUUCUUAGGCAAAGGUGGGCUCCAUACUCUGUUUGUUCAUAGAGAAGAAACAUUGUAAAUUUUGUGACACUUAAUAAAAGAUCAUAUUUUACCCAAUCUUCAUCUGAUGUCUAAAAAAUGUCAGACUCAAUAUGUUUCAAUGAUCAUAUUGUUCCUACAACUAAAGAACAUGUUAAAGCAGUUUAGUAUGGAAUAUUUCUAGUAUCUCUAACCAAGUGCCAUCAGCCAUUGGCUGGUGGUUUAGGAGACUUAGAAUGCCAGGAGUGGCCAUGGUUUUCCAGUACUUUACCCAUAGCGAAUCUUAACUGAGUUAGCUUUCAUAAAGACAGACAUUUAAAUUAUGAACAAAAAACUAGCCAGAUUCAAAGUAUAAAUUUGCUAAAGAUCAAGUCAUGGAAUAAUUCUAGAGAGGAUUUAAUGGCUCCACAAAGUAAAUAGUCCCUGGCCUUGAAGGACAGAUUUCUUGUAAGUAAAAGUUCGGGACUGAGAAUCAAACGUUCUAGGUGGAAGGUCAAGCUUGGUCACAGACUAUGUAUCUUGUCCUCUCUCACUCUCUGGUUUCUUACCCAUAAUGUGAGGAGCCAGGUGAGCUUGUCUGCCUUAUUCAUUGCUUGGUGCCACUCAUGUAACUGUGCUGGCAUAUACAAUUUCUCAACAAAUAUUUGUUGAAUGCAUGAAUAAAUCUCAGAGAGGCACUGAAUCACGGUGGUGAAACGUGUGGACUCUAGAAUUAGGAAGUCAUACUUCGAGUACCAGCACUAUCAGUCACUGGAUAUGUGACCGGGGAUAAGCUUCUGGAACCUCAACAAACCUGUUUCCUCCUCUGUGAAAUUGGGAUAAGAAUAAUAAUAUCAAAACUGUAUGUUUUUUAAAAGGUUAGCUCCAUGCAAACCUCAACAUUUAUUAAUUUUCUUUAUUCUCUGCUGUGAGGAGGACAGCCAAUGAACUUGAGCUCCAAGAGGAAACCUUGUGUGACUGGCUCUCCCCAGGCAUGAAUAAUUACUAGCCUAUGAUGAAGAAGAAGGUUUCCUCUCUGGAGCCUACAGACCUGUGCUUACAGCCCCUGGCGUCUUUUUCCCGCACAAGAGAUUUCCGGGUCAGGAUGAACAAAUACUUCUUGUUCCUCUUCCCCCUUUGCUGCCUCAUUGUGGCAGUGACAUCACUUCGGUGCAUAACAUGCCACCUUCGCACACGGACAGACCGCUGCAGAAGAGGCUUUGGUGCCUGUACUGCUCAGAAGGACGAGGCAUGCAUGCUCUUAAAGAUCUACCAGGGCAAUACUCUGCAGAUAUCAUACAUGGUGUGUCAGAAAUUCUGCAGAGACAUGACAUUUGAUCUCGGGAAUCGGACUUAUGUUCAUACAUGCUGCAACCACAAUUACUGUAACUUCCAACUCUAAGAUAUUUGCCCUCCUGAGGUCUCGUUUUGGAAUGUCCCCAAUGUUGCUCAUCCUUCACACUCUGAAGCCCUUGCUUUCCUUCCGUGUCUGUCCUGACAAUACCCCUGCCCUCUCAUUAACCUAAGAAGACUAAGCUAGUGUCAUCCUUUCUGGUGUCUUCAGCUUGGCUUCUCCCUCAGUCAGAGAAUAGUGGUUCUGAACAAUGGAUUUCUCCUGUUAUCGGGAAUAUUGGCAUUGCCAUACUCCAAGAAACCUGCCCCAAGAGUUCCUGUACAGUAAAAUUUAAAGCAGGGACAUUCUAGAAUCCUAAUUGGCUUAACUAGUUCAGGUACACCAGAAAGCCUUCAGCUAAAAAUUCACAACAUUUUUAUCUGAAAUUCCCAUGUGUCAGGAGAAUGAUUAAGCAGAAAUAGCAAUAAAAUGGAUGACAGAUACUGAAGAUUUUUCUCUAUGGACACCAAGUUAUUUCUACCAGCAGGCAGUGCCCACUUCAAACUCAGCCAUUGUGAUUUUCCUGGCAUUUACAAACUACAUCCUUACACUGUUAUUAGGAGAUAGCAAACAAGGGACUUCCUGGCCUCUGUGACGUUCACUGAGCUCUCACACAGCCGCUACUACUCCUAUCGAGAUGUACAUUCAAGGUGCAUCAUAACUCUCAUUUCUUCCCCUCCCAUUCCUAAACCUUCUCUCUUCCUUUCCUCCUUUGCCAUUCACCUUUACUAUCACCUCCCACCUCCAUUAUCACCUCCCCAUUGCGACACAAACUCUCCCUGUAGAAGCAGGAGGUCCUUUGAAGCUUUGCCCCAUGUGUCAGAUGACACCUGAGGCAUAUAACCUAGGGUGGGCUGCCUUUCAGGAUCCCUCAGCAAAAGGAGGCAAACAUAGUCAAAAUACCACCUACCCUAUACAGCUUUCUUGAGACUUGGGGGCCUGGCUCAAAGAGAUUUGUCUGUUGUUUGCUGCCCAUCUUUAAGUAAUAAACAGACUUCACAUAA